Zingiber officinale is the source of this 1397-nucleotide messenger RNA. RefSeq names its product RING-H2 finger protein ATL74-like. NCBI's taxonomy places the organism in Eukaryota, Viridiplantae, Streptophyta, Magnoliopsida, Zingiberales, Zingiberaceae. Bases 723 to 1295 code for a protein of 190 amino acids. The transcript has 2 exons. The record is from RefSeq and is a predicted model, not a curated record. Gene Ontology annotation, biological process: protein ubiquitination. Gene Ontology annotation, molecular function: transferase activity.
UAGAAAAUAUCUGUACCUCUGCAAGAUAAGCAUGACAAAGACACAGGGGAGCAGUAGCAAAAUAUCUAGAAAACCAUCAAUAUAGUUUCCUAGUAGGUCCGACCAUGUAGCAAAGGAAAAGGACACCAGCGGUGAACUCAGAGCACCUUCAGUCUUUGUGAUGCAGGGAACAAAAAAUUUCACUGAUGGGACGCAUUAUCUUAUGAAAGACUAAUAAUUCAUUGUUAAUUAUCAGUAUUGUGAUUAUGAUGCUAUUAAACUGUCGCUAUAAUCAUGAUUUCCUUGUCUUAAAAUUUUUUCCUACACAACCACAGUGAAUAUCCUUUCAUGUCAAUCUUUUUUAUUUCUUGGGCUGUGCAGAUUCCCCUACCUCUUCUCAUGUCGGUGACUCCACCCAUCUCAAUCUAGCAUUAGCAACUGCAAACUACCUAAAUCCAUGCAUGUCUUCAGUGUUAUUGGGGAAAGAAAGGAUCUUUACCUCGGUUUGUGAAGGCAACACCUCGGCUGUUGAAAGGUUCCUGAGCUGCAAAAAUUUCCAAAUAGGAAUUCAUAGAUUCUUUGCUGGAUGAUUGCCCCAAAAGAGUAUUCUUAGAGAGAUUGGCAGGAAUCUAAAGCAAGAGAGAGGCAAAAGGAACACAAGUCUUUCUUACACUUAACACUUGCAGCCUAUUUGAUUGUUUUCCUUUCUGCCCCAUUUCGUCGAACACCUUGUAGACGAUCGCAUGAGGGUACUAAGGGGCAGGCACCUGGGAGGCUUCUCGGAGGCGCCGCCGGGGGCCAACAGGACAGGGCCGCCGUACGUCGCCGCCGGGGGUAGCAACGCCAACUUCGACACCAACAUGGUCAUCAUCCUGGCGGCGCUGCUGUGCGCGCUUAUAUUCGCGCUGGGGCUCAACUCGAUCGUGCGGUGCGCGCUCCGGUGCGGGCGGCGGCUGGCGUUCGAGACCCCCGAGGAGGCGUCCACGCGGCUGGCGGCGACGGGGCUCAAGCGGCAGGCGCUCCGCCGGAUCCCGGUGGCUGUGUACGGCGAGGGAGCGGACAUCCCGCCGGCGACCGAGUGCCCCAUAUGCCUCGGCGAGUUCGCGGACGGGGAGAAGGUCCGGGUGCUCCCCAAGUGCCACCACGGGUUCCACGUCCGGUGCAUCGACAAGUGGCUCGCGUCGCACUCCUCGUGCCCCACGUGCCGGCGCUCGCUGCUGGAACAAGGCGCCGGGGAAGGGGCGGAGGCGGUAGGCCAGGAUGUGUGGCGGAGAGGCGGAGACGCCGGCGAGUACGGCCAGCUUGCGCUUCCCUAGUACAAGUAGUAAUAUGUGGGAUUGUGCCUGGUUUCGAAUGGCAGAAACAUGUAUAUACCGGAGAAUUCGUAAUGUUUUUCGAAGAAUAUUUAUCAUUGGAAA